GUAUGCGCGUGCGCAGACAGAGAAACUUCUAGACGGAGUUCCGCACCCGAGUCUCUCUUUUCUAAAAGACCUACUCUUCUUUUUCAGACACACAACACAGUUCAUGGACACCUGUGACCUGCAGGUCGACUUUCUCUAGCUGCGCUAAAUAUUAUUUUAUGUUAUACAGAACACAUCACAAAAGAAGAUUCUCACAACAACCCAUCAAAUCCUCUCAAGUCAACGGCAUGAAGAUCUUCAUCCUCUGUUUAUUCUCUCUGAUUGUGAAUGGUGUGUUUGGAGUUGAAGUGAAGUCAGUGAUGGAGGGAGAUUCUGUCACACUAAACACUGAUGUCAUCAAACAGAGAGAUGAUCUGAUCGUGUGGUGUUAUGGGCCUGACGAUGCUGUGAUUGCAAUAAUCAAUGGAAAGGUUGGAAGCACCAUGUAUUCUGAUGAUGAGAGAUAUAAAGACAGACUGAAGCUGAACGAUCAGACCGGAUCUCUCACCAUCAACAAUCUCACGACAGAUCAUUCUGGGCUCUACAAACUGAAGAUCAGCAGCAACAAUACAGUCUCAUACAAGAGAUUCAAUGUGACUGUCUCUGCCCAUCUGCCUAUUCUUUUCAUCAGUAGAGACUUUUCACAAAAUUCUUCAUCAUCAGGAAGAUCAGAUUCUCCUGCCAUGAGGAUCAUUAUAAUUCCAUCUGUAUUUGCUCUUCUGAUCUGUGUGGUGAUCUUCAUCAUCAUCAUCAGUGUGUGCAGACGCAAAAGAGGAGAGAGUCUCAUGACAACAUCACCUGCUAAAGAACCUCUGAUGGAUGAAGAAAGGAACAUCUAGCAGCAUGUGAAUAGUGAAUAUCCUGUCUGCACCCCGGAUCAGUGAAAACAACACGUUCUGUGUCUCCAGAUCAGUGUCAGCUAAAACGACUCUGACUGUGUCUCCAGAUCAGUGAAAACAACACGUUCUGUGUCUCCAGAUCAGUGUCAGCUAAAACGACUCUGACUGUGUCUCCAGAUCAGUGAAAACAACACGUUCUGUGUCUCCAGAUCAGUGUCAGCUAAAACGACUCUGACUGUGUCUCCAGAUCAGUGAAAACAACACGUUCUGUGUCUCCAGAUCAGUGUCAGCUAAAACGACUCUGACUGUGUCUCCAGAUCAGUGAAAACAACACGUUCUGUGUCUCCAGAUCAGUGUCAGCUAAAACGACUCUGACUGUGUCUCCAGAUCAGUGAAAACAACACGUUCUGUGUCUCCAGAUCAGUGUCAGCUAAAACGACUCUGACUGUGUCUCCAGAUCAGUGAAAACAACACGUUCUGUGUCUCCAGAUCAGUGUCAGCUAAAACGACUCUGACUGUGUCUCCAGAUCAGUGAAAACAACACGUUCUGUGUCUCCAGAUCAGUGUCAGCUAAAACGACUCUGACUGUGUCUCCAGAUCAGUGAAAACAACACGUUCUGUGUCUCCAGAUCAGUGUCAGCUAAAACGACUCUGACUGUGUCUCCAGAUCAGUGAAAACAACACGUUCUGUGUCUCCAGAUCAGUGUCAGCUAAAACGACUCUGACUGUGUCUCCAGAUCAGUGAAAACAACACGUUCUGUGUCUCCAGAUCAGUGUCAGCUAAAACGACUCUGACUGUGUCUCCAGAUCAGUGAAAACAACACGUUCUGUGUCUCCAGAUCAGUGUCAGCUAAAACGACUCUGACUGUGUCUCCAGAUCAGUGAAAACAACACGUUCUGUGUCUCCAGAUCAGUGUCAGCUAAAACGACUCUGACUGUGUCUCCAGAUCAGUGAAAACAACACGUUCUGUGUCUCCAGAUCAGUGUCAGCUAAAACGACUCUGACUGUGUCUCCAGAUCAGUGAAAACAACACGUUCUGUGUCUCCAGAUCAGUGUCAGCUAAAACGACUCUGACUGUGUCUCCAGAUCAGUGAAAACAACACGUUCUGUGUCUCCAGAUCAGUGUCAGCUAAAACGACUCUGACUGUGUCUCCAGAUCAGUGAAAACAACACGUUCUGUGUCUCCAGAUCAGUGUCAGCUAAAACGACUCUGACUGUGUCUCCAGAUCAGUGAAAACAACACGUUCUGUGUCUCCAGAUCAGUGUCAGCUAAAACGACUCUGACUGUGUCUCCAGAUCAGUGAAAACAACACGUUCUGUGUCUCCAGAUCAGUGUCAGCUAAAACAACUCUGACUGUGUCUCCAGAUCAGUGAAAACAACACGUUCUGUGUCUCCAGAUCAGUGUCAGCUAAAACGACUCUGACUGCGUCUCCAGAUCAGUGAAAACAACACGUUCUGUGUCUCCAGAUCAGUGAAAACACAAUCUGCCACUCAAGAUCAGUGAAUAUCCUGCCACAAUCUGAGUUUCAUCUCGGAUCAGUGAAUAUGAUGGCUUGUGAGUCUGGUGGAGCAUAAAGCAAACAGAAAAUAUGCAAUGGUUCAUGUUUUGGGGACAAUACUCCACCUGGUGGUCAGAUGAAAGAUCAUCUGCCCCAUUCAUAUACUACAUUUUUUCCUGAAGUCAGAUGACUAGUUUGCUUGCUAUUGUCUUAAUUCAGUGUAAACAUCACAAUUAUAUGGAAUUUAUUACGUUUUUUCUUAUUUUCUUUAUUGUAUUUCUUAUUCUUUCUACAAGAACUUCUAAUGGAACUUAAUGCUAUAUUAUUUUUAAAUUUUGCAUGUAACUUUUUUGGCGCAAAAUCAACAACAUUAAUCUAAUAAAAUGCAGAUGUACAUCAUGGGGAACAGUGGGCGUUGCUUUCCAUUUUAAUACAUGUCUGUGUGUUUAACUGGCUGUAUGCUUGGUAACACCUUAAUAAACCAUCUCAUGGAUGCAAA
Triplophysa rosa is the source of this 2818-nucleotide messenger RNA. RefSeq lists its product as uncharacterized. The coding region runs from base 159 to 818 and encodes 219 amino acids. The transcript has 6 exons. The record is from RefSeq and is a predicted model, not a curated record. Lineage: Eukaryota; Metazoa; Chordata; Actinopteri; Cypriniformes; Nemacheilidae.